Messenger RNA from Notodromas monacha, 422 nucleotides. The record is from the annotation of a GenBank genome assembly. Lineage: Eukaryota; Metazoa; Arthropoda; Ostracoda; Podocopida; Cyprididae.
AACGAAGACGUUCUUAAAUUUUUUCAGAUGCAGUUCCAUGGUUUCCCGAAAAAAUCAUGGAUUUGGACAGAUUCUCCAACCGAAUCUUGUCAUACGGAGCAGAAUUGGAAUCGGACCACCCGGGAUUCACGGAUCCGAUUUAUAGGCAACGCAGGAAAUUUUUUGCAGACAUCGCAUUCAACUACAAACAUGGCGAAAAAAUCCCAACUAUCGAUUACACCGAAGAAGAAAUCAAGACCUGGGGAGUGGUUUUCAACUCCUUGACGAAUUUGUACAAGACUCACGCUUGCAAGGAAUUCAAUUAUGUUUUCCCGCUCUUGAUCGAGAAUUGUGGCUACAGGGAGGAUAAUAUCCCACAACUUCAGGGAGUUUCGGAUUUCCUGAAAAAGGUCAAUGAUUCAGGUCACGCCAUAUUCGAAUAA